Gryllus bimaculatus (two-spotted cricket) is the source of this 3944-nucleotide messenger RNA. Lineage: Eukaryota; Metazoa; Arthropoda; Insecta; Orthoptera; Gryllidae. The record is from the annotation of a GenBank genome assembly.
GACGUGCUGAGGGAUGGCGUAGAUGCUUAUCGCUUUGAGCUUCCUGACAAUUUCUUUGACCGCUUCGAAGACCCGAGCACCGACUGUUUUGCCGGUGAUCCAUCAGCGCCCCUUGUGUCUGGUUUGUCUGAUUGCUCACCGUGCUUUUUUAAUUUUCCUAUAGCUGCUUCGGCACCUCAUUUUAUGAAUGGAGAUCCAGUGUUAAUAGAUUCAGUACGAGGUAUGAACCCCCAAAGAGAUAAACAUGGAUCCUACAUUGUUGUGGAACCGAUUACAGGUCUUCCGAUGGAGAGCUGCGCCCGAAUUCAAUCAAAUUUAGUAGUCAGAAAGCUCUCGGGAAUUUCUAAAAAGUUGGAAAGAUUUAGUAAUAUUUCAAUUCCAAUGUUUUGGGCCGAAUAUUAUCAGAAGGAUCUGCCUUGGUAUAUUUACUAUUUCUUAUAUUUUGUUGUAAAUAUUCUACCAGAUCUUCAGAGCUGGAUAAGUUUUAUAAUGGUGACAUCUGGAAUUGGAAUGCUCAUUGCUGGUCUUACUUCAGCUAUGUGUGCAUCAGAAAAAAGAAAAAAUAACUCGUAUAAAUUCUUGGAUUUAACUACAUCCAGUUCUUGCUCUUCAUCAUCGAGUUCAUAAAUAAGAAAAAUAUAGCAGUUAUGUUUCAAAAUUAAAUUAAAUAUUCAUUAACUUCAUGAUGGCAUGAUUUAUAUUAUUUUAAUGUUGAUCUGCCAAAGAUAGAAAAGUUCAAGGUUUGUGGAAACAGAGGCAUAGCUAAGAUCAUGUCUUUAAACAUGGGUUUUAAUUACGAAAAACUGCUACAGGAGUGGAUUAAAAUCAUCAUUACGGUAUCUAAAUCAUGGUGAUGUUUACCAUUACCAUGAUGGUAGGAUAUUUAUACAUUACCUUUUGCAUUUAUUGAUGCAUUAAUGUUAAGGUGGCAGAAGGUAAAAAGUACCUCCUGUAUGGAUUUAAUAUUUUAGAAUGAUGGCUGCCUCAUCUACCCUCUCCUUACCUAAAGGACUAUUCCAAGACUUUAGGGAAUCGUCUCCAUUUCAUUCCAGAAUAUUAUAUAAAGAGUCACUGAAAUAUCGUGAAGAUAAUUAAAUAAUAAUUUUUUAGUGUGUACAUCUGCGAUAUUUGUUUUAUUGAAGAACUUAGAUAUGCAUCUUUCUAUUUGAUUCAACAUUACUGUACCAUUAUCAUUCCUACUUUUUAUACAACUACUUCACAUGUUGAAUGAAAUAAAAAUGAAAUGAGUGAAUUCAAAUCAUUUUUUGUAUUGCAAAUUAAUGGUGACGGCAAUUACUUGAAAAGCAGCUUCCAAUAUGAUCCAUGCAGCAUUCAGUCAGCCUUACUAGUUUUCCUUUUUCUAGUCCUUCAUUUUCUUAAACAAGUGAAGAAAGCUGAGAGAGAGAGUAGCAAUUUCAAAUACCUCAUAUGGUUGAUUUGUUUAUUCAAUUUUGCUAAUUAUUUAAUACUAGUGAAAAUUGAACAUUUUUAUGCUUAAUAAUCCUAAAUGAAGCAACAACGCACGUAUCUCAGCUGGAAAAUAUCACGUGCUCUUUCUUGUUUUUGCGUAUGAAUGGGAUAUUAUUGUUAUUCUAUUUAUUAAUAUAAUUUAAGAAACCUCUGCAUUAUUAGUAUGAUGUGGACUGAUUCCAAAGAAUUUGCUCAAUGUAAAUAAUAUAUAGCUCAAAUGCCCAAGAAAAUGUAAUGUAAAAUUGUUGUUAUAAAUUGUCUAUAGAAUUAUUACAUAAUACAAUUUAUACUGAAAUUUUAAUUUCUUUAUCAUAAUUUAAAACUAAUAUAUAAAUAUUUUACAAUAAUGUUUAUAUUUUCUGCAACAUAUUUUUUCUUUAUUUCAAUUUUUGAAAUUUGUUUAUUGUCCUGCUUAAAGUUUCUGCAAGUAAAUUAGUAAUAGCCCAUGACUUACAAGUUUUUGAUGGAAUUCAUUAUAUGUAAUUGCUGAAGAAAUAGUGCCUACAUGAAAUUUUUAAAAAAAUCCAUCAAUGGUGAUUUCCUUUUGUCCAAUAUCAUAAGGCUGAUUAACCUUGAAAGUCAUUUGAUGUGCUUUGUAAUCACUUUAUCGAUAAAUUAGAAGUGAAUAGUAUUACUCUUGCAAAAUUUAGCAUCUUAUUUAAAGCAAUUAUUAAAACUAGUUUCAAAAAAAGAAUAUUAUUUCAUUUCUUGCCGAAAGACUUAAAAAGAUAAUAAAAUUUAUUUAUAUUUUAGAGCAUAAAUUUGAAGAAUCUUUUACAUUUGUUAUUUAAAUUUUAUUGGAAUUUUGCAUUGGCUGUGAAAAUGUGUCUUUUUCACAAAAGUAUUUAUUUACAAAUUAGGAUUGAUGUGACAAAUGGACAUUUUCUUUUUCCUGUAGUACUUCUUAGUUCAACCUUUUCUUUAUCGUGUAAGAUUUUUUAUGAAACUUGUUACAGAAUAUAUUUAAACUAAAUGUAGAUGGUAAAUUAUUCAAAUUUACUACAAUAUGAGGAAGAGAUUAAUAUAAAAUAUACAAGAAUGUAUCGUUGUACAGCUGGCCAAGUAAUGAAAUGUAACAAUCAUGAAAAUCAUUUUUACAAUUACAAAUGCUAAUUACUGUGAAAAAAAAAUAGAAGUGGAUCUUUACAUUUUCUUGUAAGCUAAUAUUUAAAAGGGUUUUCUGUUUGAAACUAAUAGAAAAUAUAUUUUUUAAACCUAUUUUGUGUGUGGCCAAGUUGGAUUGUGAAUGAUUAACUUGUAAAUUAAGCAUACUAUGAAUCUGCAAUAUUUUUCAAAUGUGUAAUAAUUAGAGGUUAAUAAAUGAUAGUUUGUUCAUUGAAAUAAUAAGGAAACUCUCAUUAUUAUAAAAGCAUUAUUUCCCUCAUUCUUAAAAUGCAAUGAAUUUAGUAAAUUUUUUAGCCAUACGUAUUCAGCUAAAUUUUCUGUUUGGCUAAAUAAAGAAGUAAAAAGUUGGAGCCAUUAUACAACUACAGGCAUUUUGAAAUCAUAGCUGGUGUGAAAGCACCUUGUGUAUGGGGGAAUUCCUUUUUUAAAUUGUGUUAUAUAAUAUUUGUUGUAAAUAAACAAUUUGCACUAUACCUCCAAAAAUAAAUAACAUAAAUUUCCAUCUGAGUCAACAUUAAUAUUUAGUGUUACCAUGCAAUCAAAUAUCAUACAAAUAAUGCUCAAAAAUAUCUUAUUUUUUUAACUACACUUGUGCUACACAAGUGGAAGAUUUGGAGAGAUAAUUAUUCUGAUACUCUAUAAGAAAAUAGAGAAAUAGUAUUAUUUUCCUUGCAUCGAACUGAAUGACAGACUAACUGAAACACUGCAAAAAAGAAGAGAUAAUUUUUAAGAGAGAUGAGAAGAAAGAUUUUUUAAAAUAUUCUUUGUUCAAAUAAGAUUUAAUGCCUGUAAAUGGGUACCUCAUAGUUUGUUGGAGUUACAGUUGCAAAACUUACAACACUUUUAAAUUUCUUCUUCUUUUUUUUUUUUAUCUUCAAAAAGUAUUUUGAAAAUGUAUAUCUACUGAUUUGUUCCUUAAUUACUAGACAUAUAAUUAAUUUUAAAUUGCAAUUUUUUUAUGACAUUUAAACGACUAAUCAUUAUACAACCAUCAUUAAAUAUUAACAAGAACCAUUUAUAUUUUAGAACACAUCACAUCUUUUAUAAGAUUGCAAUAUGAAUAUUUUCUUUAAAAAUGUUGGAAAAUUAAUCCUGAUUGGUGAAAUAUAUAUUUUUCUUGCAGACGUUCUUUGUAGAGUAUAAAUAACAAGUAGUCUAUUAUAGCUUUUAAGUUUUCAUUAUACUAUUAUUGUUAUUAUUAUUGGGUUGUUCUGCUUUUUCUGUUCACUGUAUGCAAGUGUGUAUCCAGGUGGUCAUUUUGGAUGGGGCCAUGAUAAAUUUUUGUUAUAUAAACAUUUGUUAAUAAACUGUAUAUUAUUUCUGUAGUGUAUAUAUCAUUCUAUAUAAUA